This is a messenger RNA of Petromyzon marinus (sea lamprey), 5476 nucleotides long. It is a transcript of the gene GALNT4, whose product is annotated as polypeptide N-acetylgalactosaminyltransferase 4. NCBI's taxonomy places the organism in Eukaryota, Metazoa, Chordata, Hyperoartia, Petromyzontiformes, Petromyzontidae. Gene Ontology annotation, biological process: protein O-linked glycosylation. The record is from RefSeq and is a predicted model, not a curated record. Gene Ontology annotation, cellular component: Golgi apparatus. Gene Ontology annotation, molecular function: polypeptide N-acetylgalactosaminyltransferase activity.
GGGGUGGGCUGUGGGUGUGUGUCGUGAGGUGGACGCGAGCUGGAGGGCGUCAGGGGGCGCUCCGUGCCGCGUGACGUUGGGCUGUUUGGUCUUCCGGGCUGCGGCACACCAGCACAGAGCACAGCAGCAGCAGCAGCACGCCGCCAAGCACGACCCCACGUUCUCUGGAAGCGAGAAGAGUUCCUCGCCUCGUCUUCCCUCCUCGCCGGCGCCGGUACCACGCGGAAGAGGAGUGUGGAUAGCGGUGACGUGAAUCCUGCCGCUUGAGACGCCUUCGUAUCCCCAGCACACCACCGCACACACCACACGCUCCACGUCGCACGCACACGUGCCGCACACACUCCACUUGGCUCGCGCAACUAACCAGACACUCCAAGCCACGCACACCUUCGACCGCACUGCACAACACGCUCGCUGUUCACCAAACCGAACAACGAGCUUACGCUGACAGCACUGGACUGCCGCACACCGGCACGCCACAUUCCUACGCCACACGCACAGACGCACAGCCUCGGCAUGCGUGCCCCGUCACGGCGGGGCUGGUCGUUGCUGGGCCGCGCGCUGGUGCUGCUGAGCCUCGUGUGGUUCGCCUACGUGCUGGUGCAGCUCGUGACGUCGAGCUCGCGUGAGCAGAGCGAGCGAGCACAGCCCUUCGAGCCAGCGGAGAAGGGCGAGUCGCAGGAAGUUGUGGAGGAGGACCUGUCGCGACCACUGUACUCCAAGCCCCCUCCGGACGAGCGAGCGCUGGGCGAGUGGGCCAAGGCAGCCCGACUCAACCUUCCCGAGGGCUCGUCCGAGCGUAAGCUGGAGGAGGAGAGCAUCGAGCGCUACGCUCUCAACAUCUACCUGAGCGACCGCAUCUCUCUGCACCGCCACAUCCCCGAUGGUCGCAUGUAUGAGUGCAAGGCGCAGAAAUUUGACUACCGCCGCCUGCCCACCACGUCGGUGGUGAUCGCCUUCUACAACGAGGCGUGGUCCACGCUCCUGCGCACGGUGCACAGCGUGCUCGAGAGCUCGCCCGCCGUGCUGCUGCGCGAGAUCAUCCUCGUCGAUGACUUCAGCGACAGAGCUUACCUGAAGUCUCCGCUGGAGGACUACAUCAGCACGCUGGAACGCGUGCGCCUGGUGCGCACGACGCAGCGCGAGGGGCUGGUGCGUGCACGCCUGCUGGGUGCCACCCAUGCCACGGGCCAGGUGCUCACCUUCCUCGACUGCCACUGCGAGUGCGUGCCCGGCUGGAUCGAGCCCCUGCUCCAGAGGAUUUGGGAGAAGGAGACGGCGGUUGUUUGUCCCGUGAUCGACACCAUCGAUUGGAACACGUUUGAGUUCUACAUGCAGACGAGCGAGCCGGCCAUCGGGGGCUUCGACUGGCGCCUCACCUUCCAGUGGCACGGCGUCCCCGAGCACGAGCGCUCGCGCCGGGCCUCCCGCAUCGAGCCCAUCCAGUCUCCCACCAUGGCCGGUGGUCUUUUUGCCGUGAGCAAGAAGUAUUUUGAUCACAUUGGCACGUACGACCAGGGCAUGGAGGUGUGGGGUGGUGAGAACCUGGAGCUUUCUUUCCGGGUGUGGCAGUGCGGCGGCUCGCUGGAGGUGCACCCCUGCUCGCACGUGGGUCAUGUGUUCCCCAAGAAGGCGCCGUACCCGCGGCCGCGAUUCCUGCAGAACACGGUGCGCGCCGCCGAGGUCUGGAUGGACUCCUACAAGGAGCACUUCUACAACCGCAACCCGCCUGGACGCAAGGAGAAGUAUGGGGAUCUCUCGGAGCGUAAGACGCUGCGGGAGAAGCUCGGCUGCAAGAGCUUUGAGUGGUACCUGAAGAAUAUCUACCCAGACCUACACGUGCCUGAGGAUCGCCCUGGGUUCCACGGAGCUAUUCAAAACAAGGGGAUUCAGUCCGAGUGCAUCGACUACAACGCUCCGGAUAACAACCCCACGGGGGCCAUGCUGUCGCUGUACCCCUGCCAUGGCCAGGGUGGAAACCAGUUCUUUGAGUACACGACGCGCAAGGACCUGCGCUUCAACUCGGCCACGGAGCUGUGCGCCGAGGUGCGCGACGGGAAACCGCAGGUGGCCAUGCGCCACUGCCCGCCCGACAGUCAGAGCAACCCGCCCAGCGUGAUGUGGGACUUCCGCGAGGAUGGCACUGUGUACAACGCGCACAGAAACGCGUGCCUCACCGCAUUCCGCAAACCGGACGGCCGGGCCGACAUCGAGAUCAGGCCUUGCAUGCCGGAUGACAAGAACCAGAUGUGGACUUUCCAGUGACCCCUGCUCCUUUGACCCCCACCUCACCCUCCCCUCCCAACCCUCCCCCGGACCCUCGCGCCAUGCCCAAAGAUUACCGCAAACGAUUGGGACCCGGUGGUUGAUGACGACCCACGUGUUCUCCCAUGACCGUUCCACGAAAUGGGGUUAUACCCAUGGACAAACCUGCGUUGGCGGGGGCAAGUGUUUACUGAGCGCAGGAUCAAAAUGUUCCAAAUUGGGGACCACCCUUUGUACCGCGGUGUUGGCGCGGACCGGUGUGAAGGGGUGUGUGCGAUGAUGGCCAAAGCUCAACGUCGGCGCUGUAAAUCUGCAUCGCUCGUUACUUACCAAAGAAAUUCCAAAGGUGGCCUUUAUCAAAAAAAGAGCAUAUUUAUAUCCCACCAAUAUAUGCAUAUUUAUGUAUAGUAUUUGUAAAGCGGAGGAGCGAAUUUGUUUAUCUUGCGGUAGUUGUGUAGAUCCUUGUGUCAUUUUACUCGAAAUUUAUUUUUCGAUCUUUGCAAGUGAAACUAAGGCACUGGAGAUGAGUGGUGACCAAAGAGGACACUCUGGCAAUUAGCCUUGAGGGCCACUCAGCACAGCCUCAUGACAGUUGGCCAGCUGUGCCAUUACUAAAAAAAAAAACACCUUUUUCCAGCUCGCUUAGUUGGUGCAAAUCCUUAUGCAACGUUUGUAUUUCCACUUACGCGAGUGCUAAACCGUGCCUAGGCUUGCACUCGUGUGGACGAUACGUGGGCUCUUGCCGGCUGUGUCACCGAGUCAUGCCGCCGUGGCUUCUGCAGGCACAAAGUGCUUUCACCUCAAACUGUUGGCGUACCACGACACCGUGUCCCGCUUGAGCAGCAUUAUAAGAUCUCGCGUAGGUUCCUGCUUGUAUCCGUUGAUGGCAGAGCCUCUCCGCUGGCGAAAAAGCCACUCCCGUGCAGCGUGCGUGCCACCGCCGCCACGAUUUUUGCCAGAGAUGUCACAUGGCUGAGUGGUGACUAUUAAUUUCUUGCGUCCGCUCGCUACUUUAGCAAAAGCGCAUGUGGUCACGGCCGGUGGAUGUGGACGGGUUUUGCAACGAGUCCAUUCAUUGCUGCGAUCUCCUUCCUGUUGAAGCCUGGAGCGAGACACGGUCUUGCGCUGCGUUCGGACAGCGCAACGGGCGAUGGUCGCUGAACGAUGAGCACCCGGAGUGCGACUCUCACAGUGACGUUUCCCUUUUACCUCGCGCACUGCUCGGGAUAUGCGUGCAGAUUGCGUACACGGUGGAUAUCGAUGAUCAGGGUCAUCCCUCGAAGGGCUUUAGGAUUUAGUGGUGAAUACUGUAUUUGGUUCCCCUUGGGAGAGGGGGGAGUGCAUGUGCCCCGCUGUGCUCCCAGAAGGAGGAGCACUCCGUGCAGGGCGCAGGGAGCGGUCACCGAUUGCCGCACCACAGAGGGGACGGCGUGGCCAUGUCCCGAGCUCUCGAUAUAUUUACUCAUUCCCUGUGUGAAGCGUUAGGAGCAAGGGGCGGCGAUCUUGCUCGAACAUUCUUUUUAAAAAUAUAAUUAUUAUUUCUAGCAGUUGCAUAGUGGGAUUAAAUCCACUUUAGUAGACGUUUAGGGAUAAUUAUAGUUUAAGCGGAUAUCAAAUUCCAACGCGAUGAUAAUCGCAAAUCUACCUUGUGUGCUUGGGAGGCAGGGCUAUUGGUCGUCAUGCUGUGUGGAGAUACUGUCGGUGUGCGAGUUGCUUUUGGGGCUGCGGUUGAGUUUGGUGGUGCUGCGGGUUAGUUGCUCCAAACCGUUAAGUAAGACGGCUACCUCCGGCGAAUACCCCAGCUCUCUGCACACGGUUCUGUCAUGAAAAGCCUUUAACCGUAACCUCUGCUGAUACUGUACAUUGCCGGUUGGUAAGUGAUUAUACUGUGAUCGGCGCGUCUAUGUUUCUCUGCAAGGUUUUCGUUUUUUUCUGCUGCGGACUUUUGCGUCCGUGUCUUUUUUGUUUAUUACGCGUGCAAAAAUGUCAUUGCGUUGCCCGAGGAACGGCGCAAGCAAACUCUUCGGUCGUAAGUUAAACAUAGAGGGGGAUCGGGGAUCAUCAUUACCGUUGUUAGAAUUGUAAUGAAUUUUCUACCUUUGCGUACGGGAGAAACUUGAUUAUUCUGCACAUGCACCCUUCUGCAAACUGCGUGUUUACUGCUGUGGACUGAGCCCGUAUUUUGUCUUCUCGUUGUGACAUUGGACUCCCGUGUUUCGAAUUUUCCUCUCUUUUUGACGUUUGACCCCUUGUUUGACGCUUGACUCUCCUUCUUGACUUCCCAUUUCGGUUUCUAAUUUUGGCAUUUGGCUUCGAAUUUCGAAUUUUCCUUGUGUUGACCUUUGACCUCUGCUGUUGACCCCUCGUUUGACCCCCCUCGCCCGCGCGCGCCACUGCACGUCUCCGCUGCUGCACAUGUCGACACAUUGCUGCUGCUGCUGCUCCUGGUGGUCGACGGAGGGCCCAUGAUGUUUGUGGGCGAAUUCUUGCGGAGCGUUGGAGCGUGUGACAACUGACCCCACUGGAUAGGACGGCAGAGCAGCCACCGCAUGGGCCAGGGAAUUGGGUGUGUGGGUUGAAGUCGCACGCAGUCCAUUGGUCAUUUAAAUUUGGCAUCAGUAGGUUAAACACAGCAUUUGCAAUGUUAAUUCGCGUAGUUUGUGAACGCAACAUCUCGAAUUUCUUUACAGCGGUGGGACACCGUUGUGGGCCGAGAGUCGAAGAGAGGACGCGUGGAAUGGUGUUUCUCUAUCGUUAAAAUUCUAGUAAACAAACACUGCGUGAGCGAAUUCAAUACGUGCAUAUGUUCAUCUGCUCGAGUCAUUUAUCACCUCCAGCACAUAGCUGUGUGUCGAUAUAAUUUUGAACGCCCGAGAAGCCCGCACCAGUGGGGGGGGGGGGGGUAGUGUGUACGCACGUUGCACGUGCCUCCCCGGUGCACGCUGCUGACGGGGUGUCAGCGGCCCAUGCCCUCCAGUGGAGACGUCAGACGAGAUCUCCCGUAUUGGCAGCGACGCUUGCCCUCUGCCGUGGGGGGGUUGGGGGCGCUCGCGUCUCGCGCCGUGUGGGUGUCAGACUCCGUCUUGAUGAAAGUGCCUUCGUUGACUGCGAGUGGAGAGUCGGCCCACGCGGUGCUCGUGAUUCACUCUCGGGUUGCCCCCCCUAUGAUUUGAACACACGAAUACAGUAUCGUGUUUUACGUUUAAAUGCA